AUGGGAUUAAAAGACGUAUUCAAAGAUAUGAAAAAAAAUGUCAAGUCAAUUGACUCAACAAUUGAUAGAACAGACCAAGAAUUGGAUCAUGUAGCAAAAGUACUUGAUGACGCGGAGGAAUUAAUUGAUCAAAUCAAAGAUACCGUGUCACACUCUGACCAACUCAUGAAUAAGAUGGAGGGACUAUUGGAUCAUUCUGACUCUUUAAUGCAUAGAGUGGAGUCCACGAUCGUGAGUGACGAAAAGUUCUCAAUAAUGUUUCGAGCAUCUUUACUGUUAAUACUUAUGCUGUCUAUGUGGAUAUCACAAAUGAUCUAUGUCUCAAUGUUUGAUCAUGGAAUCGGGGUAAUGACAUUUUUGGAAGCAUUUGCAUUACGUAUUUCUCAAGCAAUUCUCUUUCUAAUCAUCUUUAGAUUGAUCAUUGAAUGUGGAAGAUAUGUCUUGUUCCAGAAGUUUGAGUUCAAGGAAACAGAAAAGAAGAGAGUUGUGAAUGGAACAGAAGAGAUUGUCACUCGAACCUAUGAGCUUGUACCCUCUUCCUCCACUGCAUCAACAGCAGCUGCAUCAGCUAACACUGCUAGUGCUGCCACUACCACAGCCCAUGUUGCAACAAAUGCAAUUGCAUCUGCAUCCAACAACAUUCAAAAUGAGCAAAACAUUCAAUCUCCUUCCAUACAAGAGACAGCACCAGGGUCCAUCUCACCUCAACUCCAAAGAAGGGAAUCUACUGUUGAAAAUGGGACACAAAAAACAGAAAUCAAUGAUGCUAAUGCUGGUCCUUCAGCUCUGAACCAUGUUCCCAGUAGGGUCUCCUCUUCCUCCUCUUCUCUGGCAGAGUCUGUGAAAUUGUCAAAAGAUUUUGUGUUUCCAAAUGAGCCAACCACCAAAAUGGUUGAGUGGUGA
Molecule: messenger RNA, 903 nt
Organism: Naegleria fowleri
Lineage: Eukaryota; Heterolobosea; Eutetramitea; Acrasida; Naegleriidae
Exons: 1
Coding region: 1-903 (300 amino acids)
Source: RefSeq, a predicted model, not a curated record